GCUGAUGGCUGGUCCGGAGGCCAGCCCUUAAAGCCCAUCCGCGCUCCCCAACGCUGCAUCAGGUCUUCUUCCAUCGCCACUGUCUGGGGUCUUUGACCUACACCAAGGCCCUGUUCGCAUUCUACCAUCCAGACGCCCUGCUCCCCCAAACUCUCUUUCUCACAAACCCUGGGCAAGCAUGUCAGCCAGCAGUGGUGCGACUGCUCUUUCCACGGAAGAUGACCUUCCCCCUUGUUCCUACGACGGAAGCCACCUACCAUGGAAGUUGUUUCGUCAACAAGUGCUUGCACAGCAUCGCAUCAGAGUCAUGGACUCUGCAUCAAAGGAAAAACUACCUACAAAGCUCCUGGCGGCGAUCGAAUCCGAGCUACAUGAUGUCGCCAAGUAUGAACCGCAGAAGGAGCAAUUUCGCGAACAAGUCGUCAAUGGCCGAGGAUUUGGGCCUUCACCCCUCUUCCCUCCCAACCUGCUACCACCUAUCGAUGAUGAACCCCGACUUGCUCGCUGCAUGGUCCCUUGUUUCAGCAGGGAGGCACUCCCCGAGCGUGCUAUCAAUCAGCUGGGCCCGCUGUACGAGCUCAGCAUCCCGCGCAGUGGUCUCGGGUGUGGAUUUGCCCGCUCGGCCUUCACAAAAAUGGAGCUAGCCGUCCUACCUUCGUGGUUGGUGACGACAGGGACUAUUGUUCAUUUUGAAACAGGGUACAUCUCGCCCGGCGCCGCUCUGUAUUGCCCCUUCAUGGUCUUUGAGCGCGCAUGGGGCAACAAGGAGCAUCGUCUCGAGGCUGCUAAUAAUCAAUGUGCUAUCGGCGGUGCAUGGUGUGUCAGGGCUCUUCAGAUGUUGUAUGCCAAAGCUUGGAAAGGACAGAUGAUGCCAGAAUUACCCAUCGCUUUCUCCUGUUCGAUCGACAACACAGUUGCAAUUCUGAACAUGCACUGGAUUGACCAUGGUCAAGUUUAUUGCAUGUCGCCACUAUGCAAGUUUGAUCUCAGCAGGGAUGAUCACUUCAGCAGCUUCCUCGUCUGGAUUGAUUCCAUCGGUAAAUGGGGUGUUACUCAUUUGCUUCCUGUGGUCAAAUCCGCUCUGGAGCGUUUGCGUGUCAAGGAAGACACGCCACCUCCAACUCCGCGCGCAACCCGGCUGACUCUCGACACCGCAUGUCCAAAUGAUUUGCUGAUCAAAUCUCUGAAGACCACUUUCGAAAACAUUCCUUGGCGGUUCGAAGACGACGAGUUCACGCCCGUCAGCAGUAGCACUGCGAGCUGGGGCAGUCCAAUGGUCACUGAUCUAACAUUUGCGAACCUGAACUAUCCAACCAUGCCACCCAGACCACACGGCAGCACGCCAACUUCUGCUGUCCAGAGGAAACAAUUACUGUUGAAUUGGGGGCAGUACUCAACCCCUCCACCAGCAUACGCACAGUGCAGUGAACUGGUGUGGCAGAAACGACUCAACCACGCCAUGGAUGAGAUCCACGACCUGCAGCGGCAAAUACAAGUGCUCAGGAACGACUUCAGUGCAUCCACUGUGUCCUGUCGGAGCGAGCUAUCUGACGUAAAGUCAACGGUGAGCUCUGUCCUUCGCAAGGAAACCCUGAUGUCACGGAAUAGAUCGCUCUCUCUGGGCGUGCAAGACACUUGGUCGAUGCAAAACCUUGCACGGAGCCCGCUCGUCAACGAAGUUCUCCCAGAAGUUGUCGCGGAUGAGACUUCGAUACCUCCCCGGAAUAGGUCGUUUCACCCACUGCCGUCAGCUAAGCUCCUUUCUCCAGCACUCCAAUCCCACGGUCCUCCAUCGCCUGGCCUGCCAUCCCCCGGCAUGCCUUCGCCCACCUUUUCUAUCUUCAGCGAGACCACCAACAUCGUCACAGUCCCACCUGCGCCGCCCAGGUCGGCCUCUUUGUUCAAGUUCGCAACCCUCAUGGUCUCAGGACACAUGGCCAGCAUGUUCAUCCCCAACGUUCUCUUGCGCGUCUUUGUUUUGGGCUGCAUUACCGACGUGUGCAUCCUGGCCUUUGCCAGCCCUCACCUGCCCAGCUCUGCGGAAUACCUCUUGUCAUGCUUGAGAUCGCGCUAAUGGUCUGAUGUGCUUUUGUGUACAGUGAGCCAUUCAAAAUAUCCCCCUUUCUUCCUUUCCUUUGUACUUUCAGCGGCGGUGUUCUGGUGAUAUCUCCUGGCAGGAUUAGGUCUAUCAUUCCUUCUCUUCUUAUCUUGUGGGACUUCUCAGAGACCGAAAGCGCAUACUGGAGUAACUGAGUCACAAGUGGUGUAGGGCAUGUCAAUCAAUGUAACAACAUUCAAAGUCCCAUGGAUUGGGUUUCCUCCCCUAGGUCCAAGUGGGCAAAGAGACAUCUCUCAAUUGGGAGAGUACAGGAUCUUACACAAUGUAAAUUAGCGACCUUGGCUGUUUCGAAUCAGCCACCAAGAGUUUCUUUGAGCAAUGCGAGAAAAUUCCCAGA
Molecule: messenger RNA, 2456 nt
Organism: Cladophialophora immunda
Lineage: Eukaryota; Fungi; Ascomycota; Eurotiomycetes; Chaetothyriales; Herpotrichiellaceae
Exons: 1
Coding region: 179-2074 (631 amino acids)
Source: RefSeq, a predicted model, not a curated record